Messenger RNA from Hemibagrus wyckioides, 5168 nucleotides. It is a transcript of the gene s100p, whose product is annotated as calcium-activated potassium channel subunit beta-2. Gene Ontology annotation, cellular component: voltage-gated potassium channel complex; membrane. The transcript is spliced from 6 exons. Gene Ontology annotation, molecular function: potassium channel regulator activity; calcium-activated potassium channel activity. The record is from RefSeq and is a predicted model, not a curated record. NCBI's taxonomy places the organism in Eukaryota, Metazoa, Chordata, Actinopteri, Siluriformes, Bagridae. Gene Ontology annotation, biological process: detection of calcium ion; potassium ion transport. Bases 3478 to 4263 code for a protein of 261 amino acids.
AUCUACUGAUAGCAGGCAGUAUCUACACACUUGCAGUAAAUGUCUAUUAUUCAGUCUUUAAUAUUUUAAAUAAACAGCUUUUUAGUCUGAGAUAUAACACAUUGAAGAUUCUGAGCUAGUUUUGCUUCCAUAUUUCUGUUUCAUUAACAGGAACAGAAGGUCUCUCAGUAUGGAAACCUCAGAUCUCAGAUCAGUUUGGUUUGCAUAGUGGCCUCUUUUGUUUAUCCACCUGCAUUUGCAUCAGCUGCACAGCGGAGAUCGUUUAAUAUUCCAUGCACUUUUAUAAGCGUGUGUUUGGAUAAGCAUCCCUUUCUGACCAGCAGAGUAGAAAUAUUCCAUAAUGAAACUCUCGUUAGAUUAAUGACCAGAAAAUGCACUCAUUAAAAGGUAAUCACAUUCCGCUUGAUGUGAAUGGUAAAUGAAUACACAGGGAAAAUGUCAUUAGAGUUCUAAAAUAUAUAUAUAUAUAUAUUUACUAUACCUAAAAUAUGUUUUGUUGGAUAGUUGUUAAGCAAUUUUAUACUUUUAAUGAGACAAAACCACUUUUAAAAUCCCGGGUCUGCUUAUGGAGUAAAAUCUGCCAUAGUGUUAAUUGUGAACACGUAUUUAAUUUAACGUCAGACAAAACUUUCUGCUUGCUGAGUUUUUAGAUGUCAGAGUACAGUGCCUUGUUUAUAGGUAUGAAGUGAAUGACCAGAAGGUUCAAUAUCAAAAUGUGUUAAAAGUGGAUUCAGUAAAUAGAGUGAGAAUUUGCUAAUUGGCUAAUUGUCAAUUUAUUAAACAACAAGUCAUACCUUUAUCCAUUUAUACAGGUAGUGAUGCUUAAUGGUCUGUAAUGUCCAUAAAACAUGUUGGUUCCUGUUAUGACUUCCAUUAUAGCAGCUAUAAACCAUUGGUCCUUCUGUAUGCCUUGAAGUUAAUAAGACAGAAAUAAUGCAGCUCGUCCUGUUACAGAGAAAGUGGUGGAAAAGUAAAAGAACAGUCACAAAAGAACAUGUCAUAAAUAAUAACGCAGUUCAUAUUGCUAGUCUUUUAUAAUAUGGAGCUUUUUGAUUUAGAAAUUUUAUCAUUAUAAAAUGGAUGCAUUUAUAUAUAAACUUUAACAUAAAUGACUGUGAAGUAAACAGUUUUGCAAGUUAUAAGUAGUAGUAGUAGUAGUAGGUAAAGGAAGGACAAUGUGAUUCAGAGUCACAGCAUGGUCACAUUCAUUCCAGAAACAGAAAUGAUUUCACUUUAACUUCAUCAACUAUUUUCUGCUUUGUUAGCAGUUUACUUCCAUUGUUCUCAUUAGUGUCACAAUUUUCAUGCAACAUUAGGCAUGUAAUUAUGUCUUAAAUAAAUGCACAGGGGAUCGUAGAACUAAUAAACAUAACAUUGCUAACGAGGCCCAGUGGACACGGAGCACCAUAAAAACACACUUUAUUUUUACUUUCUUCUCCAACAUUUUAAAGCAGUCAGUCCUAGACACUGCAUGUGGAGUCAUUUUCUUCCACAACAAUGUGAAUACUUGUUUCUAUUAAGCCCUAUUAAUUUAUCUGUUUCGGAGAUGAAACAGAAAAUGAUACCAUUCACUUGUCAGAGGUUUGAACUGGUAGCUGUAUGGUUUCCACAAACAGCUGUGAGUAAAGAGGAGAAUAAUCAGUUAUCAGUAUCUUCAUGUUCUUCGAGCCUCUGGACAGGAAUAUUAGCAUGUUAUUUAGCAAUACAAGUAUCAACACCUCAGAAAGGACAACAUUCUUGCCUACACAAUAGUGUACACUCAUAUCCAAUCCAAUAGAAAUCAUCCAUUUAUAUCAUAAAAACCACCCCUGCAAGCAUGUAGGUACUAUUCUUCUGAACACAUCAUCACAGCUAUUUUUAGCUUAACCUGGAUGCACCAAAAACAAAUAUCACUGCAUGUUUGUUGUCAGGAUUUCGUCAAUUUGAUGAUGCAUGCCUUCAUUUUUAAAAAAGGUCCAGAUGUUUUGGUAAUGCUCUACAUGUCCCUGCUCUUAAAAUUACAACACAUAAUUGCACUCCAAGGUAAUUACAAAGGCAUAUAGCAUUUGGCUGAUCUAUUAAAACACAUCUUGGUGAUUCUGUUCAAAGUGAAAAACACUGCCAAUGGCUCUAGAUUUAUUCCACUGAAACAGUAAUUCUCUCACUGUGUCACGCUAUUGAUGACCUCAGUUAUUCACUUGGCCUCCAAUUACCAUCGUCACCUACUCAUUCGCUCAACUCAAUUAACCAGAGUCCCUUAGUCACUCACCUACUCCCUCAGUGGCUCAGUCAUCCACCACAAGCUUCACUGUAAUUUCUCACUCUUUCCCAUAGUAUGUUUCUCAUUCAUUCAAUCAGUCAUUUAUUCAGUCAUUCAUUUGUUCAUCCUUCAUUUACAUGUUUCCUUACUCAAACUCUCAUUUAUUUGUCAUUCAUUCAUCCAUUCCCUUAUCCAAACCAUUCCUCAUUUAUUCACCUGUUCCCUUUCCGAGACACUCAUUUAUCUCUCAGUCAUUCAUUUAACCAUUCCCUAAACCAAACCCUUUAUCAUUGAUACCUUGCCUAUAAUUUUCCCUCAGUCAUUCACUCAAAAUUCACAUAACCAGACCACCAUAUGUCCAUCCACCAUUUAUUUAAUAAGUUCCCUAAAACAGACCCUCAUUUAUCCUUCAUCAUUGAUUCAACCAAUGCCUUGGUCAUUCACUCAAAUUCAGUGUUUGUCCAUCAGUCCUUCAUUUAUCAACUCCUUUUUCCAGACCCUUGCUAAACAGUCAUUCAUUCAUUCCCCUUUUCCCUUUUCCAAAACCGUAUUUAUCUCAGAUACCCAGACGAUCAUUUAUACCUCAUUCAUUGUCUUUACUCAAUGUUCUUCUCAACCCCUCAUUUACUCUCACAUUUACAUGCCACUAAAUCACUUGCUUACUUAAACACCCACUCACUCACUAACAAUAACAAAUUAUAAACAAAUGAUCUGGGCCAUUUAAAUGGACCUGAAUGGGUUUAUUUGGACUGAUGUAUCCCCCACACACUCACAAAUGUACUUCAGGUAAGCCGUCCUUUGUUACUUUCACAAGUGUGUGCAGCCACUCGCAAGAGCCCUCAAACACCUGUGUCACCGAUGUGCUAUAAAGGCCAAUCAGUGGCCAGCUGCUGGAGACAAGGAAGCUCUGAAGAAUGGUCACCCCCCACCCACUGUUCUCUUGCUUGCUUGGUGAGUCAGUAAAUGAGAGAGUGGGUGAGGGAGGGAGGUAGUCACUGAUGCUAUUGGGGAUCAGUAGCAUGGUGGGUGCUCCUUUCCCUGCCCAGUGCUCUGCUCAUUAUCCCCCCAUCCCGCUGCUCGCUCACUACCUAUGAAUAGUCAAUAACAAACAAGCAAGCAGGAAAUGAGGGAGCAGAUGAAGGCGACCCGUCGACUGAUGUCAGCUAUGUUUGUAGAGAGCUGCUUUAUUCAGAUUAUCCCAGCAGUCCUUGUCGAGUACUUUGGAAAGUGCUGGGAGGAUGUUCCUGUGGGCUGGAUCCAAAGGACCUCAGGGAUCAGGAAAUGAAAGAAGGACCAUUUAUCAGAAGAUUAGAGAAUAUGACAUUCUGGACAAGAAGAAGACUGUGACCGCACUGAAAGCAGGAGAGGACAGAGCUAUUCUCCUUGGGCUUAGCAUGAUCUUCUUUUCUGUCAUGAUGUACUUUGUCCUGGGCAUUACAAUGGUGCGGUCAUAUUCAGACAGUGUGUGGACAGAGGAGUCAAGCUGUACCGUGCUAAAUGCAACUAUUAUUGGGGAAAUUAACUGUAGCUACAGCUGUGGAGCAGAGUGCCGGAAGAGCUCCAGAUACCCGUGCCUGCAGGUGUACGUCAGUCUGAACUCAUCAGGACGAAUACUGAAACUGUCCCACAAUGAGGAAACCCAGGAGGACAAUCCUGAGUGUUUCUUUGUCCCUAAGUGCCGUAAAGAUCACUCAACGAUGCAUGCCUUGGUACUGAACAUCUCUGAGCGGCUGAAGGUCCAGCAGCAGGUGCGUUGUUACACAGACCCAGCAGAACAGCAGGACAGCGCCAUCCUGACGCGCCUCUACGGUCGUGCCGCCAUUCUCUCCUCGCUGCUGUGGCCCACAUGCACGCUAGUGAUCGGCGUGCUCAUCGUUGCCAUGGUCAAGCUCACACAAUACCUUUCCAUCCUCUGUGAGCGGAUAAGCCGCAUUAAGAGGACUGAUCGCGUGAUACUUACAUCUGCCUCACACUUCGUGGAGGGCAGCAAAAAGUGCAGCCGACCCAAGCAGGACCAGAUUUGAAUGGAAAGAUGAACGGUCAGAAAUGGAAUGAUGAACCUCUAUGCAUCUAUAAGGAAUAGACAUAGUAUUGACCAUUGACCAGUGACAAGAGUUUGAUGUGCCUGUCAAAUUUUGCUAAUCAAUCUGUGUUGCGGUGACAAGGACAGACAUUUUUCUCGGACGAUGUCGAGCUUUCGGAGACUGAAAUUUGUAGCUGGAAUUGUGGUAACAGCAAAGGUGAAGUCCAGUGUCGGUCAUAUUCACUUACUAGUGGAGCUGACAUGAAGCUUUUCAUACCUGCUCUUUACCAUGUCUGGACUGAUGAACUCCUUCUGAAUUGCUGACCAGAAAAAUAUCACACACCUUCAUGGCUUUCAUUAAAAAAAAUGCAUUUGUGAAAGUUCAGCAGGUUUGCUGCAUAAAUAACACAUUAAACUUAAAGAAUAAAUCUGUAACCAAGUAAUAACUUGUGUAAUGUGCACUUAGUUACAGUUUCAUGUUUGUGCUCAGAUCUGAUCGAUGUUCAGUAAUCUCCGCAUGAUUGCAGAUUCCACAGCUCUGCUUAUUUCCAGAGAAUCAAUAGCUUAAUUUACUAAACCAUCAGUAAAACCAAAUGGAGUUGUACUUUGUCCUUGAUGACCAUUUUAGUCUGUAAUUAAUUCUUUAAUGGGUUCUAAAAUUUCUAGUGGGAAACUAAUACAUGUAACACAGAUCAAUACAGUUUUAACAACAUAUAUAUAUAUAUAUGUAUCCAGGAACUCCUUUAACAAUUUUUUUGCAUGUUAGAGGUGUUACAUUAAAAAUUAGCUUCUGUUUUUUUUCACCAUAAAAGUGCCUAAGAGUUCACUUUAUUAUGUGUUUAAACGUCAGUGAACAUUUCCUUUUGAUAAUACUCUCAUACAUUAAGUAGUGUGUAAAUAGCAUAU